Dreissena polymorpha is the source of this 1526-nucleotide messenger RNA. Its product is annotated as zinc finger protein 862-like. The transcript is spliced from 7 exons. The coding region runs from base 16 to 1491 and encodes 491 amino acids. Gene Ontology annotation, molecular function: protein dimerization activity. NCBI's taxonomy places the organism in Eukaryota, Metazoa, Mollusca, Bivalvia, Myida, Dreissenidae. The record is from RefSeq and is a predicted model, not a curated record.
GAUGGAGCAUCAAAUAUGACAGGUUUUCGCUCAGGAUUAGCAACACUUCUUCGAAAUGACUGUGAGGAUUUUGUGAAUAUUCAUUGCCUCUGCCAUCGGCUUGAACUUGCUUUUCGAGAUGUAGUGAAGAAGGUGAAGGUGUAUGACAAGCUUAUGACAUUGCUUAUAGGACUUCACUAUUUCUAUAAAAAGUCUCACAAAAAUAAAACUGGUCUAUUAAAUGCAUUCAAAGCUCUUGCCAUCAAAGGAAUCCUGCCUCCCAAAGUAACUGGCACAAGGUGGUUACCACAUCUUAACAAUGGCCUUGAAUGCUUGGAGAGGUCAUAUGCUGGAUUUGAUGCGCACCUAGCAACAGCUAGCCACACAAAUGCCAAGGCAGAGGGAUUGCUAAGAAUACUCAGAGACAUAAAUGUAGUAACAUAUGCUCUAUUUCUAAAGGAAGUGAUAGCUCCAUUGAUGCAAUUGUCCAAGAAACUCCAGAGGAAGGACAUUACUCUAGCUGACAGCAUGGUGUGGAUUCAAACAACAGCUGAGAUGGUAGAUGAUUUGAAAGCUAGGAAACUACCAAAGGUUGAUGAAGUCUUGGAAACUAAGGCCUUCUCUGGGGUUGAAUUCCGAGGAAAAAUACCCAUAAUGGCCUACAAGGAUACCGAUAUCGAUAAUAUAGUGGAAGCCAUGCAGACCAGGUUCCAAUUGGAUGACAUAACCUCACCUAUAGUGCAGGCAACAAAAGUCCUAAACUUGAGUAAAUGGCCCAUGAUUAGUAAUGAGAAGGAGAAGCUUGCAGAUUAUGGAAAUGAAGAGAUUCAGUUUCUGGCUGGUAAAUACAACAAGAGACUGUUGGUAGUAGAUCCUACCUUCAAUGAGCAUGAUGUUUUGUCACAGUGGCAGAGGGUCAAAUUGUUAGCAAAAAGACUGUUUACAGACAACCAGAGGACCCAACCACUGACUUGGGAAGAUGUAUAUGAUGAGGAAUGCAAGAAUGUUUUCCUCAUCAUAGACAUCUUAUUAAGCCUCCCACGUACAAGUGUUUCAUGUGAGACGUCCUUUUCUCAAAUGAAGCUUGUAAAGACAAGUAGAAGAGUAAAGCUGGGUCAAGGGACACUGGACAAUUUGCUGCAAAUCAAGCUUGUAACACCGACCAUAAGUAGCUAUGACCCAGAGGAGUCAAUUGAUCAGUGGCUGACUGCCUCUAUCAAACCUCGUGGAGGGAGAAGAAUGAACUAUUGUAGGUCCAAAAAUGUCAGCAUGAUAAGUGAUGAAACAGUGGAACAUGUUGAGGAUGAGGAAACAAGUACAGCACAUACCACCACUAACGAGCCAGAGCCUGGGUUGAUGAUAGAUGAGGAUGAUGAAGAUGAAGCUGAGGACGAUGACAUACACCUUUUAAAUAAAUAUGACACUGACAGUGAUUAUUGCAGCGACUUUCAGGCUGAGGAAUUUAACAUUGAAAGAAUAAUGUGCUUCUCCAAACAAUAUGAUUUAGAUUAACAUGAUAACAUGAUAAUAAAAACACUGUGUCUGUA